AUGACUCUCUGGGGUCAAGACACGAUCAAGGACGUCGCGGAAUCUGUGGGAAUCAUCAACCUUAACAAGGAUGUCAACCAAGCACUUUGCCGAGAUGUGGAAUACCGAAUAUCGCAAGUUCUGCAAGAAGCCCUCAAAUUCAUGAAACAUGCCCGAAGAACGAUCCUCUGGUCUCAAGACAUCGCGCAAGCGUUGCGCGUACUAGACAUUGAACCCCUCUACGGCUACGAGACGACGAGACCACUGCGGUACGGCGAGGCAUCCCUAGGGCCAGGACAACCACUGUUCUACGUGGAGGACGAGGAGAUGGAUUUUGAGAAGCUCAUCAACGCGCCUCUCCCGAAGGUGCCGAGGGAAGUUUCGUUUACAGCACACUGGCUAGCAGUCGAAGGCGUGCAGCCAUCAAUUCCUCAGAAUCCUACCUCCAACGAAGCAAGAAACCUCGAACUUCUUCCGAAAGGACCGAAUGCGAAUCCCGCCCUGGCUGCGAUGACAGGUACAGAAAAUACCACGACGAAGCCUCAAGUCAAGCACAUUCUAUCGAAAGAACUACAACUAUACUUUGAGAAGGUGUGCGCGUCGGUCCUGGACGAGACACAGCCAGAAUAUCGGACGGCAGGCCUUGCGAGUUUGAAAGAUGACCCCGGUCUGCAUCAGCUGGUGCCUUACUUUGUGCAAUUCGUCGCCGAGAAGGUCACGCAUAACAUGAAAGAUCUGUUUGUCCUGACGCAGAUGAUGCUGGUUACGGAUGCAUUGACGAGGAACGAGAAACUCAAUCUGACUCCAUAUGUUGCCUCAAUGGUCCCUCCUGUAUUGACUUGUCUGAUCGGACGGACGCUGGGUAGCGGUAUCGGCACCCUCGAUCAUUACGACCUGCGCGACCUAGCUGCGUCACUGCUAGGACACCUCUGCAAGAAAUACUCGAAAUACUCACAUAAUCUCAAGCCGAGACUGGCGCGAUCCUGCCUUAAGACAAUGCUCGAUCCGAAAAAGCCUUUUGGAAGUCAUUACGGUGCAAUUCUUGGAUUAAAAGCCAUUGGAGGUGCGGAGGUGGUGCGGCAGUUGAUCGUGCCGAAUCUCAAAGCAUACGGAGAACUAUUGGAAGAAGAUAUUUCAAGUGACGGUAUGAAGAAGGCCGAAGCGGAAAAGGUCAUGAGCGCAAUACUCAAUGCGCUUGGGGCACUCGUCGACGAUGAUAUCCCCAUGAUGAACGGGCAUUCUGAAGAGGCUAUGAACGACAUGCGGACGAAGCUGGCUGAGAAGAUCGGGACAGUGGUCGGGCAUCGAAUCGGAGACUCGGGCCAUACAAGGUUGGCAAAGGCUGUCCUCGAGGACAAUUUUGUGGGACUGUGA
Molecule: messenger RNA, 1353 nt
Organism: Exophiala xenobiotica
Lineage: Eukaryota; Fungi; Ascomycota; Eurotiomycetes; Chaetothyriales; Herpotrichiellaceae
Exons: 3
Coding region: 1-1353 (450 amino acids)
Biological process (GO): RNA polymerase II preinitiation complex assembly; transcription initiation at RNA polymerase II promoter
Cellular component (GO): SAGA complex; SLIK (SAGA-like) complex; transcription factor TFIID complex
Molecular function (GO): transcription coactivator activity; RNA polymerase II general transcription initiation factor activity; protein heterodimerization activity
Source: RefSeq, a predicted model, not a curated record